GCGUGUGUUUGCCCCUCUACAACCACCAUUACGACUGACGAUACGCACGACACAUAUAAUGGCGGACAGACAGACACCUUUCUCAAUCAGCCUCUUCGGCAGCCAAGCCGGCGAUGGGCCCGGCGAUGCAGCUGCGCCCUCGCGCGUACACCAAGCGCUUGUCGACUUUAUUAUGGACUUUACCCUCGACAACAUCUUCGUCUACAGAGAUCAGAUUCGCGAGAAUGUUCUCUUGAAGCAAUACUACUGCGACAUUGACGUCGCGCAUCUUAUCAGCUAUAGCCCAGAGCUUGCACACGAUCUCAGACAGAACCCGGCAGAGAUCAUACCUCUCUUCGAGUCGGCAUUGAAAACGUGCACACAACGCAUCGUCUACCCCUCACAAAAGAACAUCCAGCUCCCAGAACACCAGCUGCUCCUCCACUCGAACGCUUCAGAACUCUCCAUCCGCGACCUGACCGCGACCAACGUCUCGCAACUCGUUCGCAUACCCGGUAUCAUCAUCGGCGCAUCCACGCUCUCGUCCAAAUCUACCGCACUCGCUAUACGAUGCAGGAAUUGCCAGCACGAAGAGAUUCUGCCUGUAUCGGGUGGCUUCUCCGGUGUUUCCCUCCCGAGGACAUGUGGCAGGAAGAAGGGAGAGGGCGAGCAGGGAGAACAAUGCCCGCUGGACCCUUACUAUGUCAUGCACGAGCGCUGCCAGUUCAUUGACCAGCAGGUGCUCAAGCUGCAAGAAGCGCCCGAUCAGGUUCCGGUCGGUGAAUUACCACGACACAUCAUGAUCUCCGCAGACCGCUAUCUAGCGAAUCGUGUCGUUCCGGGUACACGAUGUUCAGUAAUGGGUGUCUUUUCUAUCUACCAGCAGAAGGGCUCGAGGCGUGCAGGCAACGCCGCAGUAGCCAUUCGCAACCCAUACAUACGUGCUGUCGGUAUACAUGCUGAGGUGGACCACGGCAGCAAAGGCAACGCCGUAUUUACUGAGGAGGAAGAGCAAGAAUUCCUGGAGAUGAGCAGGAGGCCCGACAUCUACGAAGUCUUCGCGCGCUGCAUCGCACCCUCUAUCUACGGAAACCAAGACAUCAAGAAGGCUAUCGCUUGCUUACUAAUGGGUGGCGCAAAGAAGAUCCUGCCGGACGGGAUGAAGCUACGUGGAGACAUCAAUGUACUCCUCUUGGGUGAUCCCGGUACCGCCAAAUCGCAACUCUUGAAAUUCGUUGAGAAAGUGUCACCCAUCGCCAUCUAUACCUCCGGAAAAGGAUCUUCGGCAGCUGGUUUGACAGCGUCUGUGCAGCGCGACCACAACACACGAGAGUUCUACCUCGAAGGUGGUGCUAUGGUUCUGGCCGACGGCGGUGUGGUAUGCAUUGACGAGUUUGACAAAAUGCGUGACGAAGACCGAGUAGCCAUCCACGAAGCCAUGGAGCAACAAACUAUUUCCAUCGCCAAAGCAGGUAUUACCACAAUCCUUAACUCGCGAACAUCUGUACUAGCGGCUGCCAACCCAAUUUUUGGUCGUUACGACGACAUGAAGACACCCGGCGAGAACAUCGACUUUCAGACUACCAUCUUGUCGCGUUUCGACAUGAUCUUUAUUGUGCGCGAUGAACACGAUCGCGGCCGUGACGAGCGAAUAGCAAAGCACGUCAUGGGUAUCGCAAUGGGUGGCCGAGGCGUGGAAGAGACCGUUCAAGCCGAGAUUCCAAUCGAGAAGAUGAAGCGCUACAUCACAUACUGUCGACAAAAGUGCGCUCCGCGUCUGUCGCCUGAGGCCGCGGAGAAGCUUUCCAGUCACUUCGUCAGCAUCAGGCAACAAGUGCACGCUUCGGAGAUCAACGCAAACCAAAGAUCCAGUAUCCCGAUUACUGUUCGUCAACUAGAAGCCAUUAUCCGUAUCACCGAGUCACUGGCCAAGUUAUCGCUUUCGCCUAUCGCUGACGAGUCGCACGUCGAUGAGGCCAUUCGUCUCUUCCUUGCAUCUACUAUGGACGCAGUGAACCAGGGCGAAGGCCAGAGCUCAAAGGAGCUCAUGGACGAAGUCAAUAAAGUCGAAGAGGAACUCCGAAGACGUAUGCCUAUUGGCUGGCAAGUGAAUUUGUCGACGCUCAAGCGUGAGAUGGUCGAUGGCAAGGGCUACUCGGAACAAGCGCUCGCUCGCGCACUUCACGUUAUGAACGCCCGCGAGACGAUCAGAUGGAGACAUGGUGGCAGUGUAGUGUUUAGGGCAAGCGCAUAAACUAUGGGCUGAAUAUAAAUGGGCACAACGGCGUCUAGCGUUGAUGGUGUUUGCAUAUGCGCUGCAGGUGCUUUGAGCGUGAAUUUGGGCGGAUAGGUACGCCGAUACUGUUUCGUGAUGAGAUACACUGGAACGUUCACGAUGGAGAGCUGCAUCGCUGCAUCUUCUUAGCAAUGUAAUCUUGUAUUCACUCCUCAUAAGAAAAGUUCCCUCUCACAGUCUGCUGUGUAUGAUAGUGUCAGUGUUGCAAUACGCUCUUAUGCCGGUGUGCAGCGGCCAUCCUCCACAACGAGAGGCCACAGAUGCCGCGACUACCAUCCGUACCUUCCCAGCUCCUGCCUGUUCUCUCUCUCGGCCUGAACAAACGGCGGAG
Molecule: messenger RNA, 2606 nt
Organism: Alternaria rosae
Lineage: Eukaryota; Fungi; Ascomycota; Dothideomycetes; Pleosporales; Pleosporaceae
Product: DNA replication licensing factor mcm5
Exons: 3
Coding region: 59-2233 (724 amino acids)
Biological process (GO): DNA replication; DNA replication initiation; double-strand break repair via break-induced replication
Cellular component (GO): MCM complex; nucleus
Molecular function (GO): single-stranded DNA helicase activity; single-stranded DNA binding; 3'-5' DNA helicase activity
Source: RefSeq, a predicted model, not a curated record